AUGGGCGAGGACGGCAUAAAAUUGCUUCAGCAGAGGCUGGCCGAACGAACCCGCGAACAUAAAGCAACACGCGAAGCAGCCCUAGAGAGCCAAUUUCGUAAGCUGCCUGCUCCAAUGCCAUCCAAGAACGACAAACUGGUGCACAACUUGUCGUCAAAGGAGCUGACGGAGGAACAAAUGCCGGUUUUACGGCAUGGGGCCUCAUUAAACACAGCCGAUGCCAAACCUGCCAACAUGAUCGCAGCAGUGGAAUCAAUCCUCAGCCAGACGGGAGCGACAGACAAAACGAAGAACCUCAUUCGACACCAAGUGUCCUCCCUCCUCAUGGCUCAUAGGCCGCGCGACGUGCUUCCCAAGGUCGAGCGCGAUGCACUUAAGGAACUCAGGGCCGACAACGACCUCGUUAUCGUCCCUGCGGACAAGGGGCGUUCAAUGGUCGUAUUGGACAGGACAGACUACAAUCAAAAAGCCAAAAGCUUGUUGGAGGAUCGUCAGUCCUAUGUCGCGAUGCGAUCACUGGAAGAAGAAAUUUAUUGGCCUGACGUUUCGGAUUCUCACUCGAAUCCAUCAUCAGAGACAUUCGCAGAUAGAGGUGAAGGUGGCACCAGGAGUGCAGUACUUAUAGCACGUGGCUGCCGUGGACCGUAUGCGCACAGUCAGCCGCGUGCUAUAAAUACUGCACUCCUGGUGCCACCAUCACCUUUAUCUGUGAAUGUCUCUGAUUGUGGAUUCGAGUCAGAAUCCGAAACGUCAGGCCAAUAA
Messenger RNA from Spirometra erinaceieuropaei, 762 nucleotides. The record is from the annotation of a GenBank genome assembly. NCBI's taxonomy places the organism in Eukaryota, Metazoa, Platyhelminthes, Cestoda, Diphyllobothriidea, Diphyllobothriidae.